Messenger RNA from Lates calcarifer (barramundi perch), 2248 nucleotides. RefSeq names its product DnaJ heat shock protein family (Hsp40) member B4 (gene dnajb4). Bases 311 to 1333 code for a protein of 340 amino acids. Gene Ontology annotation, cellular component: cytosol. Gene Ontology annotation, molecular function: protein-folding chaperone binding. NCBI's taxonomy places the organism in Eukaryota, Metazoa, Chordata, Actinopteri, Centropomidae. The transcript is spliced from 3 exons. The record is from RefSeq and is a predicted model, not a curated record.
GGUGUUGAACUUGACUUUGGCGACUGUGGAUGCAGGGGAGGGAGCUGAGGCUAUUUAGAGAGGGUCAUCCAGUCACAGAUAAAUAACAGAGGGUCCACGGCGUUGACUAACCGCCUCUAAAUGGUCCUCAUCCUGCACCGUGUAACUGUCUGCGGCUGCUUAUUGUCGAUUAGUCCAGACUGAGGCCGCUUCUCUGCUGUGACAACCCAUCCGUCGACCAGACUCACUCCAGUCUACCAGCUCUUCUCCGUGUUUUUUUAUUUUUUAUUUUUUUAUAUAUAUUAUUUUAUUAUUCUGGGAUACGUGAAAAAUGGGUAAAGAUUAUUACAAAACGCUGGGUAUCUCUAAAGGAGCAUCAGACGAGGAUAUAAAGAAAGCUUACAGAAAACAAGCGCUGAAAUGGCACCCGGACAAAAACAAGUCUGCAGCCGCCGAGGAGAAAUUUAAGGAAAUCGCUGAGGCAUAUGAAGUCCUCAGUGAUCCGAAGAAAAGGGAGAUUUAUGAUCAGUAUGGCGAGGAAGGUCUCAAGGGAGGAAGUGGACCCACCGGUGACGGACAGGGCAGCACUUUCACCUACACCUUCCACGGGGACCCUCACGCCACCUUCGCCACUUUCUUCGGCGGCUCCAACCCCUUCGAGAUGUUCUUCGGCCGCAAAGCCAACGGGCGGGACGACGAGGACAUGGAGGUGGACGGGAACGACCCCUUCGGCUCUUUCACCAGCUUCAACCUGAACGGCUUCCCCCGGGACGGCCACAUUGGCCUUGGUGGCCAGCAGCGCCGGAAGCAGGACCCGGCCAUCAUCCACGAACUGAGGGUCUCCCUGGAGGAGGUCUUCCAUGGCUGCACCAAGAGGAUGAAAAUCUCUCGCAAGAGGCUAAACCCGGACGGCAGGACCAUGCGCACCGAGGAUAAGAUCCUCACGAUCGAGAUCAAGCGGGGCUGGAAAGAGGGAACCAAGAUCACGUUCCCGCGAGAGGGAGACGAGUCACCAAACACCAUUCCUGCUGACAUUGUUUUUGUCAUCAAGGACAAGCCACACCCUCACUUUAGGCGGGAAGGCUCCAACAUUGUGUAUCCUGUUCGCGUGAGCUUACGACAGUCGUUGUGCGGCUGCUCAGUCACCGUGUCAACGAUAGACGGGAAGACGUGCAACAUGAAGAUCACAGACGUCAUCAAGCCCGGCAUGAGAAAGACUGUCACUGGUCAGGGUCUCCCCUUCCCCAAAAACCCGGAGCAGAGAGGAGACCUGGUGGUGGAGUUUGACGUAAACUUUCCAGAAACGUUGCCCGGCAAUGCCAAGGACGUCCUGAAGCGGCAUUUACCUGCUUAGGUUUGACGAAGGACACGGACCGAGCCGAGGGGAGAUGACAGCAUGACAGCACUCGCCCCUCGUUGCACAAAACCACACACAGACAGACACACAAACACACACAAGGACAGUUCUGACAGCUCACAGAUGGACCCCCCCUCCCUUCCCUCUCCCCCUCCCCUACUGACGAAUGUGCAAUUUCUAUUUUUGAGCUAUUUGGUGUUUUAUAAAUACCAUGCAUGCUGCCAGGUUGAUACAGGUGAAAGACUGUGUGGGUUCUUGAUAUCUGAAAGUGCACAUUUUAUGUAUGUGGGUCUUUUCCACAAUCACUUUAUCUUUUUGUUUGUUCAGAGUAUUUGGCUGUGAAUGAGUCUGUAGUUGCCAAACAAAAAAACAAAACAAAAAAAAAACUAGAGAAGCGGUGCCAAACUUUUAGAUCUGACAGUACUUUAUUACCGCCAUUUUAACUGUUCAUGUUUAUUUUGUCAUGAAGCUUCAGAUUGGAGGCUGUUUUAAAAAAGCCUGUGUACGAGUUAUUCAACAGGAAAGUGGUUGAGUAAACUCGUCUGGAUCGUCAUGUUUAGACAUGUGAGGAUAACUGGACUUGAAUUUUAAAAUAAAUAUUUCCUCAUGAACUGAUCUUGAGCUGUUUCAGUCAUGGAGAGGCAUUCAAAUGUCGAAUGAAUCCUCCUCUGUGAAAUAAACAGUGCACUUUAAAAAACCACUAAUACUGCUUAGGGCCUAUUUAUAGUCAGUCUGCAUAGCAAUAUUACACAAAAUUGGUUCUCUACAGCACCAGGAGAUGAUGUGUGGUUUCUGCAGAUAUAACGGUAUAUUUUGAUAGUCAAAUGUGAAUAUUUUUGUUGUUGUAAAACUUAUACGGUAAACUUUCUCAUGUGCAAAGAUCAAAAUUAAAAAUAUAUCGUCUGAAUUUAA